Amyelois transitella is the source of this 971-nucleotide messenger RNA. RefSeq names its product glutathione S-transferase 1-like. Gene Ontology annotation, biological process: glutathione metabolic process. The record is from RefSeq and is a predicted model, not a curated record. Gene Ontology annotation, molecular function: glutathione transferase activity. The transcript has 6 exons. Lineage: Eukaryota; Metazoa; Arthropoda; Insecta; Lepidoptera; Pyralidae. Bases 160 to 813 code for a protein of 217 amino acids.
AUUGCCCGUAGCAACUACUCGUAAGAUAAUGACACAUUGCUUUCAAGGGCAUAUAAAUAUUUAUUCGGCCUUGUAUUCCUCAGUCAAUUGCCGGCUUUGAGCUCGAUUCACGCUUCGAUUAUUUAAUUUUGUUCAUCAGAAACAUUUUAUACCGUCAAUAUGGUUGUAAAACUAUACAAAUGUGACCCAAGUCCCCCGGCUCGCGCCGCUAUGAUGGCGACUGAGAUCUUCAAUGUACCCACGGAGAUGAUUGAUGUAAAUCUGAUGAAUGGGGACCAUAUGAAGCCAGAAAUGCUGAAGAUAAACCCUCUUCAUGUGGUACCCUUUAUCGUCGACGGUGAUCUGACUGUAACAGAUAGUCACUCUAUCCUAAUGUACUUGGCUGAUGCUUACGGCAAAGAUGACUCUCUAUAUCCUAAAGAUGUCAAAAAGAGGGCCCUAGUCAACUCCAAAUUGUUCUUCAAUGCUGCCACUUUAUUUACAAGGCUACGUAAUGUCACGUACUUCGUCAUGUUGGAAGGACUAAAGACAAUGUCAGAUCAGCAACGCAAAGACAUCGUUGAGGCAUACGGAUUUAUGGAAGAGUUCCUUACUCGCUCCAAAUUCUUGGCUGGAAAUAGUAUGACUAUUGCUGAUGUUGCUGCAAUUACGUUGGCUACGUCGCUGCAACAUCUUGUGCCACUUGACGAGAAAAAAUAUCCUAAAUAUGCCGCUUGGAUAAAAUACAUGGAAGCCCUGCCUUUUGUCCAAAAACACAACAAACCUGGAUCAGAUUUCUUAGGACAAGCACUGAAAGAAAAAAUGAACUUGUAAAGAUUAUCUCUCUAUUUACUUGUAAAUUGUGUGAAGUAAAUUUAAAUAAAACCCAAAGGUUUUUAUUAAUUAUUCCUCUGAAAUAAUUGACGAAAAACAUUGAGUUUUAUUUAAAUUUUUGUUUUUUAUUAUUCUGAAAUAAAAUGUUAUGUAAGUAA